Messenger RNA from Encephalitozoon hellem ATCC 50504, 282 nucleotides. RefSeq lists its product as uncharacterized. Bases 1 to 282 code for a protein of 93 amino acids. The transcript has a single exon. The record is from RefSeq and is a predicted model, not a curated record. Gene Ontology annotation, molecular function: ubiquitin protein ligase activity. Lineage: Eukaryota; Fungi; Microsporidia; Unikaryonidae.
AUGCUUACGAUGUUUGAUUGUGAUUCUUCGAAAGAAGUCGAAGCCAUUGUCAAAAAACUCUUCAAUGUCGGAGAAUGCAAGGACGUCGAGUUUCUAUCUGCGUUUCUAGACGAGGCGGCGGCAAACAGCGAGGUUGAGAAGGAAAAGUGUUGCAUAUGCCUUGAGGAUGUCGAGGAGUCCAGGGCCCUACUCGGGUGUGGCCAUACCUUCCAUUUGGACUGUAUUUACGCAUGGCUGGAUAUGAAAGGGAUAUGCCCGAGUUGUAGAAAAGCAGUAAGGUAA